Messenger RNA from Colias croceus (clouded yellow), 5931 nucleotides. RefSeq names its product dystrophin-like. Gene Ontology annotation, molecular function: protein binding; zinc ion binding. Gene Ontology annotation, biological process: synaptic signaling. Bases 1 to 3897 code for a protein of 1298 amino acids. NCBI's taxonomy places the organism in Eukaryota, Metazoa, Arthropoda, Insecta, Lepidoptera, Pieridae. The record is from RefSeq and is a predicted model, not a curated record. Gene Ontology annotation, cellular component: plasma membrane. The transcript is spliced from 28 exons.
AUGCUUCGCGAGGCUGCUAGCUCUGUAUGGAAGAGACAAUCGACCAUUGGUCACUUACGGCUCACCACGACAAUGCUCUCAAUGACGCACAAUGACAAAACGAUGUAUCUAGGCAGUAAUAUAAGCGCGCGGGUGGGGUCGCGGCGGCGCUCGUCGCAGGGCUCGCCCGCCGCGCUGUUGGCCAACUUCGACACCAGCGUUCUGCAGAUCCGUGACUGGGUGUCCGUGGAAGUGGAUAUGUUGCGAGCGCAGCCGGUCGCCGUGGGCGACGUAGACGACAUUCUGCAGCAGCUCGACAAACAGAAGGGUGUACUCCGGGAGUUGGAGCAGAAAAAACCCCAGUUGGACGAACUGCUGCACACUGCUGAGAGUCUGAAGGGCACGGAGAACAGACAGCAACUACAUGGAAAAGCUGAUAUUACCGGUUUUCCAGUAUCAAAAACCAGUGCUCAACUAUUACACUUGAGAGCACUGCUCAAAGUGACAGCCCUACGCGAGCACUGGGAUGAUGCGAACGCGCGUGUGCUCCAGCGCAAGGCGCAACUCGACGCGAUGCUCGGCGACUCGCAGCGAUACGAAGCGAGGCGGCGUGACGCGGACGCUUGGCUCACGCGCAUGGAGACAAGACUGGCGGCCAUGACACCGCCCGGACAUACCGCAGAUGUACUGGAGAUGCAGUUGAGGGAACAGAAGUCAUUCCACGCGGAGGUCCACCAAUACAAGCAUCAGAUCGAACUAUUCGGCCAGCUGACCCAGCGGCUGAUCGCGGUCUACCGUAACGAUGAUACCACACGCAUCAAGCGAGCCACUGAGGCCAUCAACCAUAGAUAUAGUGAACUUAAUAACAGUAUCAUAGCUCGAGGUAAAGCGCUGCACUCAGCGGUGUCGUCGCUGCAGAAUUUCGACCGUUCACUGGAGAAGUUCGUCGCGUGGCUUAGUGAAGCGGAGUCUUUGCUGGAUGCUGCAGAACGGGAUCCACAUCUACUCAAGGACCUGCAAUCAGAGAUAGAAACGCAUCGAGAUGUGUACGCCUCGCUCACGGGUACAGGGCGGCGGCUGCUCGGCUCGCUGUCGUCGCAGGAAGAUGCUGUCAUGCUGCAGCGGCGGCUGGAUGAGAUGAACCAGAGAUGGCACCAUCUGAAGGCUAAGAGCAUGGCUAUAAGAAACCGCCUCGAGAGUAACGCAGAACACUGGUCGGCGUUGCUGCUGUCACUCAGGGAACUCACUGAGUGGGUGAUCCGGAAGGAGACCGAGCUGAACGGCCUCGCGCCGCCCAGGGGAGACCUGACUGCGUUGAUUAAACAACAGGAUGACCACCGCGCGUUCCGUCGCCAGCUGGAGGACAAGCGGCCGGUGGUGGAGAGCAACCUGCUCAGCGGGCGGCAGUAUGUCGCCAACGAGCCGCCGCUCUCCGACACUAGUGAUACUGAACCGAGUCGGGAAAGCGAAGGCGACUCCCGAGGCUACCGCUCGGCGGAGGAGCAGGCCCGCGAGCUGGCCCGCUCGAUCCGCCGCGAGGUGGCCAAGCUGGCUGACAAGUGGAACACGUUGGUGGACCGCAGCGACGCCUGGGGACGCUGCUUGGACGACGCAGUACAGCGCGUUCGUCAAUUCACAACAUCGCUCGAUGAGCUUGCGUCCCGCGUGCAAGCGGCCGAAGCAGCUAGGGCGACAUGGAGGGCGCCGGGCGACGCGCGGGAUGCGAGGGCGCAGCUAGACGCCGUGUCGCGGGCCAGGGCGCAGAUCCCGCCGCUGAGGAGACAGGUGGACGAGCUGAGGGCGCAGGCGCAGGCGUUGGCCAGGGAUAACGUUCAAUUGCCUGAACAUCUUGUGGGCAGAUUGGAUGAUUUGAAUACGAGGAUAUCAGCGCUAACCUCCGGGGGCGAGGAGCGCGCGCGGCAGUUGGCCGGCGUCGCCCGGGACGGGGGCGCGGGCGCGGCGCAGGGCUUCCUCGCCGGCUCGGUGCGCCCGCCCUGGGAGCGAGCGGUCACCCCGGCGAACGUACCUUAUUAUAUUAACCAUGAACUAGAAACGACUCAUUGGGAUCAUCCCAAAAUGAUAGAACUAAUGAAUUCACUCGCCGAUUUGAACGAGGUUCGAUUCUCGGCGUACAGGACAGCACUCAAAUUAAGAACUGUGCAGAAAGCUUUGUGCAUGCACAUGCUCCAACUACCCGCAGCGUUAGAAGCGUUCGACUCGCACGGUCUGCGCGCGCAGAAUGACCGCCUCAUCGACAUACCCGAUAUGAUCACUGUGCUCACUUCUUUGUAUGAGGUGAUAGCAGCAGAAAACCCGAGUCUAGUGAACGUGCCGCUGUGCCUGGACCUGUCCAUCAACUGGCUGCUGAACGUGUACGACAGCCAGCGCACGGGGCAGAUCCGCGUGUUGAGCUUCAAGGUGGGGCUCGUGCUGCUCGCCAAGGGGCAUCUGGAGGAGAAGUACCGGUACUUAUUCCGUUUAAUAGCAGACCCGUCGUGUCGCGCUGAUCAAAGGAAAUUGGGACUCUUGUUACAUGACUGUAUACAGGUACCACGACAACUAGGUGAAGUAGCAGCAUUCGGAGGGUCGAACAUCGAGCCCUCCGUGCGGAGCUGCUUCGAGCAAGCCUCCGUCGCGGCCAAGGAGGGCAAUAAGGGCAGCACUCUUGAUAGGAAGACUGUGGACAAAGAAAAAGACAAAGAGAAGGAGUCACAAGAGAAGGAGCGUACCCUCGAGCGCGACGCGGACGGCCAGGUGCAGCACAUAGAAGCGUUCCACUUCCUGCAGUGGCUGCAGAAGGAGCCGCAGUCCAUGGUGUGGCUCCCCGUGCUGCACCGCCUCGCUGCUGCGGAGAGCGCCAAGCACCAGGCCAAGUGCAACAUCUGCAAGGAGUACCCCAUCGUGGGCUUCCGAUACCGCUGCCUCAAAUGUUUCAACUUCGACAUGUGCCAGAAGUGCUUCUUCAGCGGCAGGAAAGCAAAGAACCAUAAGCUCACUCAUCCCAUGCAGGAAUACUGCACUGCGACCACAUCAGGAGAAGACGUUCGUGACUUUACCCGAGCUCUGCGCAAUAAGUUCAAGUCUGCUAGAUACUUCAAGAAACAUCCUAGAGUUGGAUAUCUUCCUGUUCAAACUGUACUUGAAGGUGACGCAUUAGAAUCCCCGGCCCCCUCCCCGCAGCACGGAGCGGGCACUGCGAGUGCGGACGACAUGCACUCGCGUCUCGAGCUCUACGCGACACGACUUGCGCAAGUGGAACUCGGCGCACGACCUGCUGAUACACCGGAUAGCGACGAGGAGCACCAGCUGAUCGCUCAGUACUGCGCGUCGCUGAACGGUGGAGCUGACGGCGAGGAAGCCCCGCGCUCGCCCGUGCAGGUCGUCUCCAUCAUACACCGCGAGCAACGCCACGAGCUGGAGGCCAUGAUCCGGGAGCUAGAGGAAGAAAACGCAAGUCUGCAAGCUGAGUACGAGCGGCUGAAGGCCAAGCAGACGCCGGGCUCCACGCCUGAGGAGCAGCUCAACGUCAACGAGAAUAGGAAUGCACCUGUCGAUCAGGACAUGAUGGCGGAAGCUCGUCUCCUCCGUCAACACAAAGGAAGACUGGAGGCCCGAAUGCAGAUCCUUGAGGAACACAAUAGACAACUUGAAGCGCAACUGCAAAGACUUAGACGCUUGCUUGACGAGCCAACGCAAGGCUCGCCGGCGGGUCGCACGGGCACACUGCAGACGCGCUCGGUGACCGCAUCACAGCUGGCCACGGACUCGCCCGCCAAAAUGCACAAUGGACUUUACCAUGAUGGACAUGCUAAUGAUCUUGGUAAAGCGGUAGAAGAACUAGUGUCAGUGAUGACGGAAGAUCAGCAAAACGCACCCCCACAAUACACCAACGGGAAACCUGAAGAAAACCAUAAAUAAACUAAUAUAUUCUAUGGUUAAUAAAUAAGACCAUCGACAACGCGCUAUGGUGCUCGCUAAUGUUGCCAAUUAGCACGGUUUCCCUUGUACAGCUCUGGCAGCACUGUUGCAACUUGGACCAAAGACAGUUCCACUUUUUUAUAUCAAUCAACACAAUAAUAUUUUAUAUUCACAGUUCCUACUAAUUUUCGACUCAUCACUAACAAUGCCUGCACACUGAACCUUUACUGUGCGAAACAAAUAAAAAUAGGAAAGACGUGUUUAUCAAUUUCGUGAUAAAUGUGAUUUGAAAAAUCAUUUUUGCAUGUCAAAACGGAUUACUUUAUUUUUCCUGACAUAAACAAAAUUAAAUACAAACGUUAUUACUCUACUUAGAUUAUUAACGUCAAUGUCAACGUCAACGACGUCACAAGAUGGCGCCGAGUCGAUCCUAUUCUUAUUUGAAUCGUCGUUAUACAAAAGCUAAUCUCACAACAUUCCACAACCGAACCGAGCUUUCCACCGCUUUGGGCAUUUGAUCCUUACGGGAUCGGUCGCAGGUCGAUCAGGCGCUUCCUGAUUAUUUGGCGAUAGCGAGGGUUCGUACAAACGAUUAUCGUAUGCAACGCUUAUUGUAUUAAUAAGGGCAUCCCGUUGUUGCAGUACGUGUCGUGAUUGAGUCAUUUUCCUCUUUACCUUUUUAUUUCACAAAAAACUUAUGCCUCGUGCCAACAGCGCUGCCAGAGCGAGCGUAAACAACGAAAAAGACAUUUGUACGGAGCAUUUAUACAUUUAAAAUUGUACCAAAUUUUUCAUAACUUGUUAAAAAUAUUAUCGUUUAAGUACAUAUCUAGUAGUACAAUCUUCAUUGUAUAAUCAUAUCACUUCUUGUAAAUUGUCAUAUCAUUUUUGCUGUGUAAACACCGGCGCGUAUUGUGUAAUCGUGUGACACGUGAAACGGAACGCAUUCGACAUCGAUGUCGGCGCGAAACUUCGCGUCGCCGUCGACAGAGAGCUAAGCUUUAAUAUAAUCACAAUUUUAGCUUUAAAUAACCAGUUUUGAGACAUUUUGACGCGGACCGGUAGAAACCGGUCGAGGGCCUAACGCAUCGGAAGCGAAUCGUUAUAGUUACACCGUUUUCUGCGUAUAUUAUGCCACCGGUCACCGGAGUGCGGCCGUAGUUAAUGAAUUCGUUAAAGUUUUCGCAGUAGUUAUAGAUGUAGCCAAAUGAAUAUGGAGCAUGUUAAGCGCAUAUUAUUGUGUACGUUAUCAUAUAUCGGAAAUAUGUAUUUAGAUGAUGAAAUAUGAAUAAUCCAGCUUGUAAUUAGAGGAUUGGUUUGUCCCGUAGUGCCGCGUGACGUCACGCGCCCUUCCUAGCGCCGCUCGCCCUUGUGUCUCCGGACCUUUUAUAUCGUGUGUCUAUAUUUAAGAUGACGCCUACCUUUUUAGAUAAGAUUAUAUUGGAGAGAUGACUUUUAUACGAAUGUUAAGUGACUGUUAAAACUAAUUUUACAAUAAGGACUUCCGAUUUUACCAUAUCACGAUUGUUGUUUUGAAUUUUUCGUAUUUGUGUAAUGGCAGGAACGAAAUGGCUUCUGUUACGGAUUGUAAAUUCUUUUAUAAUUAAUCAGAAUGUAUCGUGGCGUUUACAAUAUUGUACCCUUUGUAUCGCCGCCGUUUCUCUGACGCCAUUACCGUUUGUUUAUCGAUGCCGAGUUUUGGCAGCUCUUUGUUUCGACUGGCAACUAUGAAAUUUCCGUUCCAUUUUACGAAAGUUUAGUGAUUUAAUUUGGCUAAUAUAGAUUUUAAGAGAACGAAAAGCACAAUUUAUUAUUACUUAACAAACGAAAAAUAUUAAAUCUACACUAAUAUAUUGUUAAUAAUUUUAUUAUAUUUGUUUAACAUAAAGGACGAUUAGUGUCCCCUUUCGUUAUGAGAAAAUUUAACUCUUUGGCAAUUAUAUAAAGUACUACUACUUUCGCAUUUAUUUGUAUAUUUUACUGUGUUUAUAAUGUUUUAGAUGUUAAAUCCAAAUAAACAUUCUGCAUAGUGAA